Molecule: messenger RNA, 998 nt
Organism: Thlaspi arvense
Lineage: Eukaryota; Viridiplantae; Streptophyta; Magnoliopsida; Brassicales; Brassicaceae
Source: the annotation of a GenBank genome assembly
CAGUAAUCCCUUAAUUUACAUAUUUUAUAACAUAAAAAAAAAACAAAUCCAUACGCUUCUGUGUAAACGUGAAAACAUUUCAUAUAUUUUUAUUGUAUCCAUUGAAAACCAAAAUGGUCUUAAUAGUGUCGUAUGUGUUUGUGGUUCUAACUAUUUUAUCCAUGGAUCUUAUGAUCUCUCAAGCCACAUCCCGUAUCACUUUUCAGGAGUCAUCCAUUGCUAAUUACCACCAACAAUGGAUGAUCCAAUUUUCUCGAGUUUAUAGCGAUGAAUCCGAGAAACAGUUGAGGUUUGAAGUGUUCAAGAAAAAUUUGAAAUUCAUUGAGAACUUCAAUAACAAUGGGAAUCACACCUAUAAGCUUGGUGUCAACGAGUUCACGGAUUGGACAAAAGAAGAGUUCCUUGCCACCCACACCGGUCUCAGUGGCAUUAACGUAACUUCACAUUCUGAAGUGGUUGAUGAAACGAUGCCAUCUUUGAAUUGGAACGUACGUAAUGUCGUCAGCGAGAGCAAAGACUGGACAAAGGAAGGAGCUGUAACACCUGUGAAAUCGCAAGGCGAAUGUGCACAAAGUGGAGGCAUUUCUUCAGAACUCGCAUACCCUUAUAACCAAGUGACAAAGGGGAGUUGCAGGUCCAAAAACAAACCUGUCAUGAUGCAGAUAAGAGGGUUCAAAAAUGUUGCAUCUAACGAUGAGCGUGCGUUGCUCGAGGCCGUAUCGAGACAGCCCGUAUCCGUGUGCAUUGCCGCGAGCGCGGACAGUUUCAUCCAUUACGCAGGGGGAUUGUACAAUGCGCCCGACUGUGGGAUCUACGUGAUUCAUGCAGUGACGCUUGUUGGGUACGGGACGAGCCCCGAAGGAAUCAAGUAUUGGCUAGCUAAAAAUUCUUGGGGUCAGACUUGGGGAGAGAAUGGUUACAUUAGACUCCGUAGAGACGUGGAGUGGCCUCAAGGCAUGUGUGGUAUAGCUCAGUUUGCUUCAUAUCCAGUUGUGUGA